Molecule: messenger RNA, 1457 nt
Organism: Musa acuminata AAA Group (dessert banana)
Lineage: Eukaryota; Viridiplantae; Streptophyta; Magnoliopsida; Zingiberales; Musaceae
Exons: 3
Coding region: 296-1306 (336 amino acids)
Source: RefSeq, a predicted model, not a curated record
UUAGAAGAAAAAUAACAAGAAAUAAAAGAAUAAGGCAGGGAGAAAGCGGAGGGCGUUUGGAAGUGAGGAGGCCGAUCAUUCCUCGUGUUUCCUUUUUAAUCACCACCGUCUUAUCGAGGCAGCGAUGAAUUCGGAUUCAUCGAGGAAGGAUUUUUAUCUCCUCCUGCUCUCUGAGCCUCCGCGCUCGUGCAAUUCUGUAGUACGCCUCUUGGUCCCGACGAUCCCUGGUCAUUAGUUUCCGGAAUUGCUUGCCUCAUAAAUUAUAUAACAAGUUAUUUGAGGUAAUUAGCCACUAAUGGCGGCUGCAGAAGCGAGGCAUGCUUGGCAGCGCACUUUAAACCGUUGCCUAGUCCAGGAAGAUGCAAAGCGAGCUCCAAAAUUAGCUUGCUGUCCAUCAUCAACACCACAAACUGAUUCAAGCAAUGGGAAUGCAGCAAGCACACAUGAUUGUCCUGUCGCCAAUUUCAUUCCUUUAAACAGGAAUCAAAUGAAUCCUAAUUUAUCACCUGAAACGAAAUGGUGGCUUCAGAUCCAACCCAACUAUGUAUACCACAAGGAUUUUAUCUGUGAGCAACUUUGCUUCUCACGAGAUGAAGUUGAUGAGAAGGACAUGAAAACUACAAUACCAACAUCAAAAAUGGAUGGGGACUCUUCACCAGUUGACUCUAUCAACCUUGUUCUAAAAAAUGAAGAGAGUUCUAUGGAAUCUCCUUGGAUUGUAUCAACAGCUUUCAUGAAGCGUGGACCUGAAACAAGUGUCAAAGAGAUGAAUAUUAUGGCCAGUUCUUCACAGCAUCCACUGAAGCGGAAGACAGAUAUGUAUGAUUAUCUCUAUAACGAGGAACAGCUUCUUGAUUUGAAGUUAGUUGAUCGAUUAAUUUCGAAGAGGUUAGAGAAGGAUUCUUUGGAUCUUGAAACACCUCGGGCUGGAGUUAAUAAGUCUGAGCCGUGGUGGCAUAUUGCUGACAAAGAUGAAUUGGCUUCAUUGGUUGCCCAAAAAUCACUACAGCAUAUUGAAAACUGUGAUCUACCUAAACCCACCCAGACCGUUCAUGUUGCUAGGGACCCAUUUUCUUCUCCUGAUAAUUUAAAUACUCGUGGAAGACUUCAAUCAUCAUUUAGUGGAAACAUAAAUGCUGGCAUAUGCAAUGCCAAUGAAUAUUCUGAUAAUACCUCUUUUUAUGGGAUCUCUGGCAACAAGAACCUUUCUUCUGACGAAGGAGACCAUAUGUGGAUUGAUUCAGACAAAAUGUCCAGCAAUCUUAUGCAGCCAUGCACAAGGCCGUGCAAAUAUGGAACACCAUGAAAUCAACCGGCCAUCCGAGAGUGACCGUACGAGAGCUCAGCUGCUGGACGCACUUCGCCGUUCCCAGACCCGAGCUAGGAAAGCUGAAAUGGCAGCUCAGAAAGCAUACGAUGAGAAGGAGCACAUAGUCAAGCUGUUGUUUAGAGAGGCA